CAUUUCGGAGAACUAGCUUUUAUUCUUGUUUUGAAGACGCAAGCUCGGUUUAACACAUGGUAGUGCAAUAAACCAGCGGCAGGGCAUGUGCUCCUGAGUAUUUUCAGAUGCAUUUCCUUGAUAAAAAACGUGAUCUAGUCUGAUAGGUUAUGUGCAAUUACAGAACUCGAGUGAGCUCACCUAAUAAGAUUAGUAGACUACGGUAUCGUGUGAACUGAGGUCGCAAGCAAAUAGACUAUUAUUCUACUGAUUAAGUUUGUUCUAGAGCACUUUUUCGCGAAUUGGAGGCAUUCUGUCUUCUUCAGAGUUGACGCAUUGAGUGCGUCGUACUUUCAAUGCCGGAUUCGUCUUUCUGAGCACGAGGAUAUUAUUGUUUAAUCCCAGAUCGCAAUCAUUCGUAACUUGUACGUUGGUGUAUCUGUAUGAAUAGUUCAUUUGAUUUAGGGUUUUCCCGCAUUUGGAAGUUUUAAAGGUUCGGAGAAGCGUUUCUAAGUUGCAGCUGGGUUUUAGAGUUGUGCUGGAGCGAUUGAUGAACAGGAUGUGUGUUCGGGGUCUUCGAAGGCUUUUGUUGCACACUAUUCUGCUCAAUCUUUUUGUGUCGGCAUUGACCAAGAAUGAGUUCGAUUCUAACCCUGCAAACGGGGUUGAAGAAACGAGAGUGGUGAAAGUGGAUGGAGGACCUCCGGGAGUGGUGUGGGUGGUGCAAGUGUCGGAUAUUCAUAUCAGCAGAUUGGUGCCGGAGCGAGGACGAGCGUUAAGGAGAGCCCUUGGGCAUGCUCUGCAACUUAUCAAACCCGCCAUUGUUUUGAUCUCAGGAGACCUCACAGAUGCAAAGAUAGAGAAAUCAGCAAGCGGGCAAGAUGAGGGAGAGUGGGUUGAGUAUCGAGAUUCUAUGGCGAAAGUAGCAGAUGAUAGUGGUAUCCCACUGGAGAGAUUUUACGAUCUGCGUGGAAACCAUGACAAAUAUGGAGUGCCGCCUUCUAGCACGCUCAAUUACUUCUCAAAAUAUAGUAUUAGCGCAGCGUUCAAUCGCAACAGGCUUGUACAGAGCGCUACUGUUGAGGGAGGAGAUAGUCAGAAACAUUUGUUUGUUGGCUUUGAUGAUUCCAUGACUGUUGGGCUGCGUGGCCCCUCAAACGCAUUCGGUCACCCCACAGAUGAGCUUCUACAGCAGCUGGAUCUGGAGCUUCGGCGCGGGGGGAAUGCAACCACUAAGAUCGUCUAUGGACAUUAUACGAUGUCCUUUACAACAUCUACUGAAACGGGGAAGCGUCCCGAAGAAGUGAUGGCAAACAAUAACGUGGUAGCGUAUCUUUGUGGGCAUCUGCACACAAAAUUUGGCCGCCGCCUCUAUAAACGCCAUAAUAUUGGUGACAAGGGAUUUUGGGAGUGGGAAGUAGGCGAUUGGCGUACGAGCCGGGUUUUGCGCGUGUUGGCCAUUGACAAUGGCCACACUUCUUUUGUGGAUGUUGAGUUGUUGCCACCGACGGACAAAUCUCAAGCGGCCUUCAGUAUGCCUACGUUCAUUCUUCAAACUUACCCUCUCGAUUCUCGCUUCAUGCUUCAGAGUGGUGAGAAUACCAAGGUGGUGUCGGAUUCGAUCAGAGCUCUUGUAUUUGCCGAAACCAUACCAGUCACUGUGACAGUUAGAAUUUAUGACUUCACCGUGAAUCCGCCUAAGCUGGUAAACGAAAGCUCCAUGGAGCUCCACAAAGGCGAUGAACCUUCAACUGGAGCAUAUUACUAUACUGCUCCUUGGGAGUCCGCAAGAUAUCAUCAUACUGGCGCUGGAUUCAAAUAUGCCAUGCAAAUUGAUGUGGAGGAUAUUAGAGGCAACAUCUGCCACAGUGAAAUGCGCUUCUUUUCUGUUGAAGGUGAAGUUGGUGAGUUUCAUUUGACAGCAUCCGCGUUUUUGGUUUUCGGAUUCCGCUGGGAGCAAGUCUUCCCUAUAUACCUGUGGGGCAUGAUCUCCUUCUUAGUAGCCAUUUUAUUGAUUCCCAAACUAUUCCUUUAUCACUUACAAAGACGUGGCCAGUAUGAGAAAUGGCUCAUUUCAUUAUUCGAUCCGGCCUCCUCUCCAAGAGAGGCCCUUGCGAAGAUCAUCAAGGUGCCAUUCUGGGUCAUGUUAGAAGGCGCCAGGAACUCUUCUAUUUGGGUUGGGAUGUUCACCUACGUGGUAUUUUUAAUACUCUUUCCAUGGUUUUGGGGUCGGAUACUUCCUGAUGGUUACCCGCUUGGCUAUAUGUCUGUUCGCGGGUGGACACUGAAGCCUUCCAAAGCUGAUUCUGAGCAAACUCUUUCCGGCUUGGGAGUGCCUGACAUCAUGGGAAUCGUGUUACCGUAUUUAUAUGGGGUAGUGUUGCCGCUACUGCUGUUGCUGUCGGCACUUUCAGCUGAGAAGGCGGCGUGCGAGUUUCACAUAACCAGUCUUGGAAAGAGGCAGAAGAAGACUGAGCGUGAACCUGAGGGUAUCGCUAGUAAGACAAGUUUUGAUCCCUCUCUUUUUAAAGGUGGGGUAGCAGGGCUUACCAAGGGAGGGGUUCAAGCACAUGAGCAAUUGGAAGCUCCUGUUUCCUCUGAAAUGAGGGUAAACAAGCAUGAUAAUUGUCAUCUCUGUGAGAGGCUUGUGCGCAAAGGGCUCGUUUUAGGCUGCUUGGGAGUUGCAUAUAAUCACUGGCGGUUAUGCUCAACGGUGCUGGGAGCGUAUGGACCAGUGGUAUUGGCUGGUCCAGCAUAUGCUUUGGGUGUCCCUGCUCUUUUAAUGCUUACUUUUUUCCAGACCUCGAGACUCAUGUCCAAAUCCCCUUGGCACGAACUCUGAGAUUAACGCUAAAAUGAGUCAGAAAUUUCUCCAGUAGUUGUGGAAAUCAUACUAAGGAUGGGACGAUUGUAUUAUUUCUGCGACUGCUCUGUUCGAAAGGUGGGAUGUUUAGAUUCUGUAAACAAAGGGAAUUACUUAUUUCUUUGGUGACCACCUCCCUUAAAUCCCUCACAUUUGUAAUAUAUUCGAGUUCUGUAGCUCUCUCCACGAUAUUUUGUUGGACCCAAUUCGACUGCGGUUCGUGGAGAUCUUGAAACAAAAAGCUGCUGCUCAUUCUGUCUUC
Physcomitrium patens is the source of this 3104-nucleotide messenger RNA. Its product is annotated as putative metallophosphoesterase At3g03305. The record is from RefSeq and is a predicted model, not a curated record. Lineage: Eukaryota; Viridiplantae; Streptophyta; Bryopsida; Funariales; Funariaceae. Gene Ontology annotation, molecular function: hydrolase activity.